AUGGAUCCAGCUAUCACAGAGCUACUCCUGCUACAUAAAAGCCCAGACACCCAAGCUGACGAAGACGAUAGCGGCAUGUUGGCGUCAGAUGCGACAGCGAGCGCUUGCAGUUCCAGCUUCAAUACACCCGUCACCGCGCUAUAUCCUUCCAAUGCCUACCCCGCCCUCAUCAGCGAUCCAGCUGGGACAGAGCCCAGAGAGAUAAGUAGAGGAGUUCAGUUGAUGACCCUAAUGAUCGUCUACUGGCAAGAAACGGAUCUUUUGCACUUCGAUCCUGAAUAUGCGGCAACACUAGCCGCAAGACUAGACAUCGACUUCACGCCGACAGCCACGUCCGAAGCGGCACCCCCGUCAGACCGCAGCCAAUCCACUUCAGCUACUUCUUCGGCGGAUGAUGGUGGCGGAAAGUCAUCCAAACCUGAUCUCACUAUCGCCGCAAAGGCAGGCAUAGGCGUGGGCGUCGCUAUCGCCGCUAUUCUGAUCGUUGUCGCCGGACUCGUACUGUACAGGAGAUACGUUCGCAAGAAGGCGAAGCUCGACCGUAUGGCUGCUUUACAGAACGAACAACCUGAACUCGUUCAGACACGCGCUGGAUAG
This is a messenger RNA of Alternaria incomplexa, 597 nucleotides long. RefSeq lists its product as uncharacterized. The coding region runs from base 1 to 597 and encodes 198 amino acids. The record is from RefSeq and is a predicted model, not a curated record. Lineage: Eukaryota; Fungi; Ascomycota; Dothideomycetes; Pleosporales; Pleosporaceae. The transcript has a single exon.